UGGUCAACUUUUACAGAAACCUAUUAGUGUCUCAGUCAUGACGCGCACUCAACAGAGAAACAUCCUCUUUUGGAGGGCCAUUGGUCUUCUCAUCUCUGUCUCUCCCUCCGCUGCUGCAGAGAAUGUCAGUUUAAAUCAGCAGACUUGCUUUGGACGAGUUGAAAUCUAUUACAACAACAGCUGGGGAACUGUCUGCGAUGACACAUGGGACAUGAAGGACAGUGAAGUGCUUUGCAAACAGCUGAAUUGUGGGAGAGCCCUGGAGGCUCCAGGGUCAGCUCGGUUUGGUACAGGAAGUGGACACGUCUGGCCUCAUACUUACACAUGUUUGGGAGACGAAAGCUCUUUACAGAUGUGUAAAAACGAAUCAAGUGACUCUUCAUGUGGUCACACUCAGGACGCAGGUGUUCUCUGCUCAGGAGCCCUGCAGCAGCCCAGCAUCUCUCUGACUUACCCAGAUGGAGGGCCCAUCAUCUCCGGACAAGCAGACGUCACAGAGGGUCACAGAUUUGUCUUCACCUGCUCAGUUAACUCCGGCUACACUCCGGGGGUUUUUAUUCUCAAAUUCUCUGGUUCCAGUCCUGGUCUAAAAUCUGAAAACACCUCCAGCCUUUCUGUGUCCUUUGACUUCCCAGUGGCUGAUCAUAAGGACCAGGGCGACUAUAGUUGUGUUUACGAAAUAAGACUGGGACAGACUCACAGGUCUAACGAGACAGAAAGAAUUCACAUCGUCAUUAAAAUCUCUUUGUUGAAACUGCUGAUCUACUCAGUUCCUGCUGGGGUUGCACUGCUGAACCUCACGACUUUGUUGGUUGUCUGUCUGGUCCGAAGAAGACGGAAACGCAAAAAGCUUCACAUCAUACAAAAUCAACUAUAUACGCAACACUGUUCUGAAAAGGAUCAUGAGGAAGAAGAGGAGGAGGCGGACUAUGUGAACGUUAUCCCAGGGGAAACCCAAGAACAGACCGACCCAACUGAAGAAGUGAAGGAAAGCGAUGAAGAUGGCAACGAUUACGAAAGGACGGAGGACGAAAAUGACUACGCCCGGAGAAUGGAAUGUUGUGUUGUUGUAGAGGAUGAAGAAGACACGCUCUCAGAUCAAGAAGAAAGCAGCGAUGAUGACAACGAUUAUGUAAAUGUAUCUCACUUAUUGCCAGAACAAGAUGUGGACAUUUACGGAAAAGAGGAUAUUUAUCAAAACUUUUAGUUUGAAAAAUGCAGCAAAAGGUGGUUCAGAAUGCCUGUGCUCGGCUUCUGACCAAGUCCUCCAAACACACCCACAUCACCCCGCUUCUCCUGCAGCUUCACUGGCUGCCAGUCAACUUCAGGGUUCAUUUCAAGAUCCUGGUUCUGGUCUAUAGGGCCUUACAUGGACAAGCACCAUCUUACAUUGGUGAUCUUCUCAGUACCUACACCCCCAGCAGGUCCCUGUGGCCCAGUGACCAAAGCCUACUGGUUGUGCAGCCCCCAGCUAAAGGUCAAAGGUGACAGAUCAUCUGCUGCUGUGGCCCCCAGACUCUGGACCUCUCUCCCCCUGAGCCUGAGAUCAGUGGACUCAGUGGUCUCCUUUAAAAAGCAGCUGAAAACUCACCUGUUCAGGCUGGCUUUGGUGUGACCUUCAUCACCCUCUCCUUGUUCUGCUCUCACCACCUAUUCCACCUUCAGGAUCUGCUAGUUUGUCUCUUUCCUUUUCACUGCCUCUCUCUUUCUUUACACUUUUUAAUCACAAUUGUCUAUUUUUUGCUCAUUUUAAAUAUAUUUUUAAUCAUUUUCUAAAUUCUUUUUAUAUUUUUUGUUUUUGUGAAGCGCCUCGUGAUUUUUAUCUUGAGAGGUGCUAUAGAAAUGAUAUUUUCUUCUUUCUUCAAAACCUCAUUCUUCAAAAAGUAGUUUCAUGUGUAAGCUUCUACGUCACACGAACCUCUUCUCUCCUACAACGUUAGGAGUCUCAAUAAAUUAAAUACGUCUAACACUGUUCUUAAACAGAAGAUAUUGGUUGUAAAUGUUGAAGUGUGUCAUUAAAACUUCCAAAGUUU
Nothobranchius furzeri (turquoise killifish) is the source of this 2033-nucleotide messenger RNA. RefSeq lists its product as uncharacterized. Gene Ontology annotation, molecular function: serine-type endopeptidase activity. The record is from RefSeq and is a predicted model, not a curated record. Lineage: Eukaryota; Metazoa; Chordata; Actinopteri; Cyprinodontiformes; Nothobranchiidae. Gene Ontology annotation, biological process: zymogen activation. Gene Ontology annotation, cellular component: plasma membrane.